Messenger RNA from Cygnus atratus (black swan), 1061 nucleotides. RefSeq names its product histone H4 transcription factor-like. NCBI's taxonomy places the organism in Eukaryota, Metazoa, Chordata, Aves, Anseriformes, Anatidae. Gene Ontology annotation, cellular component: chromosome. The transcript has 7 exons. Gene Ontology annotation, molecular function: chromatin insulator sequence binding. The coding region runs from base 150 to 1061 and encodes 303 amino acids. The record is from RefSeq and is a predicted model, not a curated record. Gene Ontology annotation, biological process: regulation of transcription by RNA polymerase II.
CUGUUUCUCAAGAGAACAAGAGAAGUUUGCUGGGGUUCUGUGAUAGCAACAGAGACUGCUUAGGAGUAUUUAAAGGCAAGCACAAGCUAUGGGAUCAUUUAAGAACCCACACGCAAGAAAGAGUUGUAGCAUGUCCUACUUGUGGAGGAAUGUUCUCCAAUAACACUAAGUUUUUUGAUCACGUAAAGAGACAAGUUUCAGAAGAUAAACAAAUAUUUGUUUGCCAGAACUGUCACAAACAUUUUGCCAAUGAAAGACUGCUACGAGAUCACAUGAGAGGACAUGUUAACCGUGUUACGUGCCCGCUUUGUGAUGUAGUAUGCACAAGUGUCUCCUCACUGAAAGCACACACCAGAUACCGACACUGUGAUGAACGCCCUUUCCAUUGUCACCUCUGUGUCAGCAGUUUUAAGAACGCGUAUGAUCUGCAUAAACAUGUUGAAACACACAAUGAUUCAGAUGCCUACAGCUGUGAUGUUGAAGGAUGUGGUUUUACUUCACGGACUUUACAAACUUUGAAACAGCAUUACAAGAGAGCACAUGUGAGUAAUGGUAUUCUGAAAUACAAAUGCCACAUCUGUCAGAAAUGUUUCUGCUGGAGUUAUUCAUUGACCCUACAUCUUCGAAAAGCACACAAACUCAGCAGUCAUUCUCGUUUCAGGUAUAAAGAAGAUGAUGAGGGCCACAUGAGUUUGAAUUUAGCAGUAUAUAAUGCUGUCACAGGCUUAGGUCAGACUCCUAAUAACAAGAUGAUAAUAAAUAAGUUGUCAGUAAGUCAAAAUAGUUUUGAAAGAGAAGGAGGGGACUCUUGCGAAAGGGACACUUCAACAGCAGAAGUACUUUUCACACAACUUCAGCCAUGGUUACAAGCUACUGGAGAAAAUGUUCUGGUAGAAGCAGAGUUUUCUAUACCUGAGCUUGUGUAUUCGGAACUUCAGACCGCAGUACAGACAUUUGAAAGCUGUUCUACUUCCUCGAGAGUUGAUGAAGCCACACCAGUGAAUGUGAAGGAAAAACUAAUAGAAAUUGACCUGGGCUUGGGAAUUCAGAUGGCUUUCUAG